Molecule: messenger RNA, 1821 nt
Organism: Pleurotus ostreatus (oyster mushroom)
Lineage: Eukaryota; Fungi; Basidiomycota; Agaricomycetes; Agaricales; Pleurotaceae
Exons: 5
Coding region: 1-1821 (606 amino acids)
Source: RefSeq, a predicted model, not a curated record
AUGGAACUCUACCGCUGCAUUGUAGCUGAUGAUGCUACUGGUGCCUUCUUAGACCUGUUCAGUGCAGCUUAUGAUCAAGAUUCCCCUGCUAGCUCGUUAAUUGAGGAUAUAGAACGUUCUCACCGCGCUGUAAAAGGCGGUCUCCUCCUCAUAGAUUUCUCAGAACCUCCCUUUCCCCCGGAGAACAACCCUCGUAAGUUGCGAGAUCUCAAGUUGGACUGGCGGGAGGUUCGUAAAGCGUGCUCCGGAUAUGCCACCAGCGCCCCGCUGUCUUUCAUUAAGAAAUUCUACAAUUACCCUGAGAAUUCAUCGCACACGAACAACCAAGCCUUCAUACUAUCCCAGAGGAACCAGAUGGAACCCGGAGGAGCGGACCGUCCUUCCGUUGCUGCCGCUAUUCAGGUGCACAUGAAAUCUCCUUCAACAAGUGCCAAAAACGAGCAGUUGAUGAUGACGGAGCAUGAAAAUGUACCCGAAGCCGUCUACGAUGGCCGUCCCGCAAACCUCAUCGGGCCCAGCAUCACGAUCUACCACCCCAUAUUCUCCGAAUUCAAGCACAAACUGAACCAGCUCCCCGCUGUGGGCGAAAUACCUCCCUCAGACCUCCAGAUGGCGCUUUUGUUUGUCGACACAAGUGCACGAUACUUUAGCGAUGAAGGGGAACGUCAUCGCGCUCUGCGUCCCUUCGUGGUGCACUUCUUGGGCGGCAGCUUCGACGAAACGACCAUCGUAUGCUGGAAAACCACCAUGAGGCUGGACGGUCACAGGAGAGCCAGGUGUGGCCUCCUUUCGUUAGGAAACCAAGGUCGCGAUGCCAUGCUUGUCUGCCUUGAAGAACUGAAUAACGGGAUAGGCCUGGGUAACGUGGACCCCGUAGAACAGGCGGCGAAGGGGUAUGUCCUCAUGAGUACCCAACCAGAGCUAGCUGAGCUCCGAAGGAUCUCGUGUAUGCCCUCGUUCCUCUUGGGAAUAGCCGGUCCAUUCAUCACGGUCUCUGGCGCGAUUUACGUUAACGGGGUCAUCUCUCAGCGGCUCACAGACAUGAUCUGCGUCGUGGCAGAUUCCUCCUCCUCGAUCCCCCCCGAGGGCUUCGUCAGCGAACGCGAAAAGCACAUCUACAAAAUCGCCCACUUGUUCAGGACGCUCCGCUGGUGUCUGGAUAAGCUCAGCGAGGAGUACGAAAAGCUGUCCUCAACAAGAAGCGAUCAUACCGUUGUGCCUGCGCCGCAUUUUACCGCCUUCCGCGCCCUGGACUCGCGCGAUUUUACGCUGACUUACCAAGAACGUUUCUUCGACAGUCGGAGCCAUCGCGCCAUCUUUCUCGCGCAGGCAAAGUCCGACGAUGGAGCGAGUUUGCUGUGUGUCGUCAAGUUCACAUCGCGCUACUGCCGAGAAGCACACGAGCUUGUGCAAGCCGUGGGCGGAGCGCCGAAGCUGCUGUACUGUACGUUCGAGCCGAGCGUCGGGAAAUUCUGCGUCGUCACGGAGUACAUCGAAGAGUCGCGUAAACCGUCGGCAGCUGAUAAGGACAAAGUCGUCGACGCGAUGAAGAACGCGAUGAAAACACUACAUGAUAAUGCGUAUGUCUUUGGCGACUUGCGCAGCGCCAAUAUCAUCAUCGACAGAAGUGGACAUCCGUACCUGAUUGACUUUGACUGGUGUGGGAAGGAAGGCGCCGUUUUUUAUCCGACUGAUCUCAAUACAAACGGCAUCGAAUGGGCGGCCGGCGUUGAAGGGGGAGGGAAAAUCAGAAAAGCGCACGACGAGUGGAUGCUGCAGGCAUACAUUGACGAGCUACAGUCCUUGAUGGACGUAACAUGA